AGCGACGAUGAUGACUAAUCGAUGUUGGGUGAGAGUUGGUCGAUGAUGGCGCAACCAUGGCGACGUCGUGGACAACAGUAUUAGCUUGACUGCAUCAUAAAUUAAAAUAAAAAUAACUAACUCGGCAUAAAACGAAGGCACCUUCUUCUUCCUACGCCUUCCAUUCAAUACUUGAUUAUUCCUUGUCGAAAACGGCAAAGGCAAAAGAAAACCAUACCCUUCUCAAAAUCCAAACUCUUUUAAUCACCGCGGCCAUGUAUCCCCAGCCUUGUCUAGACCAACUCCCGCCCCGACGACGACGUCGAACCCGCUGAGCGCGAUGAUGAUACACCACCACCACCACCACUAACCGGCCGGAAAAUCCAACACGGCGUCUUACAACCUCAUCGAGCCUCGAGGAGAUGAAAACCAAGGGCGUCGUCGAUGUCUACCAAGGCGAUGCCAAGUGCAGGGAGAAGUUCGCCCUCCUGCUCGCGGAAAUCGGCUUCCCCGGCCGCGUGCUACUCGCUGCCGACGAGGAGAUUGAGGAAUGCGGUCACGUUAAGGAAACAGGGUUCAUGUGGCUGAAGCACAAGAAGACGAAGGAUCAAUGCAAGUUCGACACCGUCGACGUCCGCUGCGACGCCGUCGUGACGACGUCUUUCGAGCGGCGGAGGAUCAGGAACCUGACCGGGGUCAAGGCUAAUUUAUUUAUCUUAAUCGCUAAUUUAUUUAUUUUAUGGUAAAAAUGAGUUGAAAAUUAAAAUAGAUUAAAUUUUUUUUAUUAUCUUUUAAUUGCCACAUCACUAAGUUAACUGUCAUCUUUGAGAGUUGACUGCCACAUCAGCCAAAGUUAACGGAGUUGGACAGAGAGUGACCAAACGUGAACAGUUUCAAUAAACUGAAGUACCACCAAUGGAUUUAAAUAUUUCGAGUGACCAAACUUAAAUGUUUUUUGUAAUCUCAGUGACCAACCAUGCUAUUAACCCAAAACAUUAAUUAGGCCAAAGCUUAGUUUGCGUGUCAAUGUAAACAAGCAAUCAUAAGAAGUAAAGAACCAUAAAUCGCGAAUAAGCAUUUGGUCUAGCA
Linum trigynum is the source of this 1068-nucleotide messenger RNA. NCBI's taxonomy places the organism in Eukaryota, Viridiplantae, Streptophyta, Magnoliopsida, Malpighiales, Linaceae. The record is from the annotation of a GenBank genome assembly.